AUGAUCGUGUCCCGCGGUGGUCAGGCAGAGACAUCACAGGCAGCAGCGCCAAACUCAAUUACAGCCGGGGGGAAGGAAUCACCUGACGACACCGGUGGGCUGCCCGGGAGAUCAUCAUGGCUGAUUGGCGGGGGUGCCAGCAUCACGACCAGAACAACCAUAUCGAGUCCGAUGAGCAACCGAGUCGUCAGCAAGAGCAGUUUCCAGGGCGGCGGCCGUCGGCUAGAGCGGCCUAGCGUUGCUAUCAAUUAUCGUCGGCGUAUGACUAGCGUCCCCCUUGUCCCGCUGGCUAUGUACUAUGUCCGUAAGGACAUCUUGCGCGCCCGUGCCAGUGGCCUACCUCGUCCGGAACCUGAGAUCAGUAUAUACAUGGCUAUUUUCGCCUCCCCCACUAUCUCCGCCUCAUUACUCUGGAUGGCCCGGGAUGCCCGCCCUUCGAUCUCACCGUGA
Messenger RNA from Penicillium lagena, 450 nucleotides. RefSeq lists its product as uncharacterized. Bases 1 to 450 code for a protein of 149 amino acids. The record is from RefSeq and is a predicted model, not a curated record. NCBI's taxonomy places the organism in Eukaryota, Fungi, Ascomycota, Eurotiomycetes, Eurotiales, Aspergillaceae. The transcript is spliced from 2 exons.